AUGUCAUGCGGGAGGAGCCCCACCGACCGGGCGCCAAGGGAAGAUGAUAUCCACGCUCAUGUGCUAGAAGAGGACUUAAUUUCACAAUGGAAUGGUCGUGAGGAGAAUGAGAUUACGGCAACCGAGAAGGUAGCUUGUGAUCGUUGCCGUAAGCGAAAGACCAAAUGUGAUCGCGUCAACCCGUGUUCGCAAUGCACCAAGACGGAAUCGCAAUGCACCUACCUGCUAGGCCAGAAAGCCAAAAUAAAGCGGCAACGGGUCCUCAUCUCGAGUGUAUACGAGAGUAGAAUGGAGCACAUUUCGAACAAAAUUGACGACCUCAGCGAGUUGAUGAGGCAGCUCAGUUAUGAGCGGUCCAGUAACAGUGGCAUUGCAACUUCAGCUGGAUUGCAACCGCCAUCACAUUCCUCGCUUCAGUCUAAUGAGUCGCGAGUCGCUAGCAGCGAUAGCAAAACAGGCGCCAGAGGACGCCACCAGUGUUUAGAUGAAGCUGGAGGCAUCGAAUCCACGUUGUUUGCCCAUGUCAUCUUCGCAACCAAGUUUCUUCAAAAUGCCGUGGCGAAUGACCCGUACUCCAACGUUGCUGCCGAAAUGACCUCGGUGCUGGAUGGCCUGCGGAGCACGGUCAACGUUCAGAAGCAGCAUAAUGAGACACUGGAAGGUUCACCUCCAUUCUCGAAGACGCUUCCUCCAGGUCUUAGUUCCAGGGAUCUGCCUAUACCUUCCAUGGACCGAAUCCUGGCAUGCUUAAGAAUCGCACACGAGCGGUCGCCCAAUCAGGUCUAUUGGCCGUUCGAGUUUGGAUCUCUGGGCGAUUUCACCCAAUACGUCAUCAAGGCCUGCUCACCCGGACCAGUAACGGAUACGGAGCUGAUAAUUGUCCACUAUGGUCUUGAUUGGCUCUUCACUGAGUGCUCGAGUGCCCCUGGAGAUGAUAUUGUCAAGCAGGAGUACGAGGCGCAAGCACUCAUCUGCAGCGACAGCCUCGAAACGAUCCUAUCCAACCUCUCCUUCCACGUCACUACGAAUAUAGUCUCUGUUUGUGCUAUGUAUAUGGCUACUAUUUACUGCCUCAAACAUGGCAAACCCUUUGCGGCGUGGACGUUUAUUUCUAAGGCUUCACUCAUGGCUCAGGCCCUUGGGUUUCAUAGCAAGGUUGUUAUGACAGCCGAACCAGCAGAAGAAGCACAGCGGAAAAUACGAUUGUUCUGGGCGCUCUAUGCCCUGGAGAAAGCAGUGUCGUUACGUCUCGGUAGGUCCUCCACUAUUCGAGACCAUGACAUCACGGUUCCACGGCUGCUCCUCGACCGCAAGAUGACUUCCCUACUACAUAACAGGUUGCCCGACUGGACCGAUGUGGCCAGCCUCUACGGACGAGUAUAUGACAAUAUAUAUAGCCCGAAUGCGCUAGCGCAGCCAGCCUCCAUUCGGGAGUCUCGUACCAGAGCUGUGGCUGCUGAGCUCGAGAGAAUAAUGGCUGCGAGAGUGGAGUUCUAUAAACGGCCAAAUCAGUGGACUAGCCAUGUGGCACAUCCUGGGCCGAGUAGAUUUAUCAUACAUGCUAACAGAGCUAUUGAGUACUCUAUCUCGGCCUCCAUCUAUAGAGGGAUUCCGUCGGGGGAAUCUUCAAGCUUGGCGCCUUGUCCAGAAUGUCUCUCAGCUGCGAGAGCCAGCCUUAAAGAGACAGAAGUGUGCAUCAGCAUGCUCGCAGACGCGGCGUUGUGGUCUCCCAGCCUCGACCUAUGGGUCAACGAAGUCAUUUUGUUAGCGCCGUUCAUGCCAUUUUUAAUCCUGUUCUGCAACAUCAUUGAGACAUCCAACUCGUCUGACUUGGAUCACCUACAACAAUUGGUUGACAGCCUGCAGUCGAUGUCACUAUCUCCUCGUUAUUCCGCCUGCAGUAAGCAACUACGAAUUUUGAAGGCCCUGUAUGACGUUGCCGCGAAGUACGUCGAGGCCAAAGCAAAAGUACAGUCAGGGGACAUGAUUAACGGUCACCUUCCCGACCUGGACAUGGAAACGUACCUGAAUGGCCACACUGGUUGGUUUGGUGCUGAUUCGCACUCCCCUUUGUUAUUCGAGGCACCGGAUACUUGGUCACUAGACCAGGCCCAAAAGCCUGCGGCAGCUUCUUCUGACCAAGGUCAGCAAGGCAUGAACCAAACAUCAAGCUUUCAGCCAAGAGUGACCCUUUCGGCGACGCAACCCCAGAUACAUGAUGACUUCAUCAUGGAGCUGGAUACUCCAGGGAUCCAGCUGGGAAGUUGGUUCCACCAAACUCAUCAGAUGAUGAGGCUUCUGGAUGAUUCUUGA
Penicillium samsonianum is the source of this 2313-nucleotide messenger RNA. RefSeq names its product putative C6 transcription factor. Bases 1 to 2313 code for a protein of 770 amino acids. The transcript is spliced from 7 exons. Gene Ontology annotation, molecular function: DNA-binding transcription factor activity, RNA polymerase II-specific; zinc ion binding; DNA binding. The record is from RefSeq and is a predicted model, not a curated record. NCBI's taxonomy places the organism in Eukaryota, Fungi, Ascomycota, Eurotiomycetes, Eurotiales, Aspergillaceae. Gene Ontology annotation, biological process: regulation of DNA-templated transcription; DNA-templated transcription.